Messenger RNA from Paecilomyces variotii, 1699 nucleotides. RefSeq lists its product as hypothetical. Lineage: Eukaryota; Fungi; Ascomycota; Eurotiomycetes; Eurotiales; Thermoascaceae. The coding region runs from base 1 to 1611 and encodes 536 amino acids. The transcript has a single exon. The record is from RefSeq and is a predicted model, not a curated record.
AUGUUUCAAUACAAUGGUGAGCGGAGCCCUCGCUGGCAUCUAAGCACCCCGGCAGAUGCCUUCCCGUCUACCUAUGAAUUUCAAUACGGUCCAUCAGCCUCUCAAACUGAGCAAACCCCAUCUUUUUCACCACAGCCCAUACCCCGUCUGACAGCAUGGGGAUGGCCUAUUAGGUUUCAUAAUCACUUGAAUUGGCCCUGGUCGGAUCCUGGUAGCCUUAGCUUCCAAACAUACCACGACUUCAGCGGCAACGAUGCUGUUCCAAGCUUUCCAGGCGACAAUCUCUGGAACGGACUUCGCGGAUUCCACGACCCCUUCAGGGAAUAUGAUGACUUGGGAGGUCAGACGCGGGAUCUGCCACGCCGUUUCUCGGAGGCAUUCGCAGAUACUGGACGUACGGUUACAGGAACAGUCGAAGAGGUUGAUCAAACCGAAGAAACACAAGACCAUAGGAGCGAUAGGAGCGAUCAAGUCGAAACUUCUUCUGUGUCGACUGUUGAGGAGGACGAAACGUCUAGACACCAUUGCAGAUUAGAAGUGCCUGCUUCCUCUUCCUCUUCCUCGCCUUCUAAGGAUGAGGCGACGCGCAUUAGACACCGAACUGCUGGAACUCCUGCCUCAUAUUCGGAGCCUGCUCCAAAUGACUGUUGUUGCUGUUGUUCUAUGCACCAUGCCACCCGCUGCAAGUCAUGUUCUGAAUGGAGAUUUCCUAGGACAGGCGAAAACGACGCAGAAACUCCAAGACAGAGUGAUGUUGACGCCAUCAGAGACCUUUCCCAAGAACUGAAAGAGGAAGCUACGAACGUCAAGCAUGAAAGGCAGUCGUUUCAGCGUCUUAACCAGGAGUUGAAAACAAUCUUGGAGAAACUGGAGAGCGACUUGCCCCGUCUCGCAGAGCGGUCCUCUCCUUCGAGCCAUCCCAAUAACAAUCGACCACCAUCUUGGAACGACAUCGGCUCUCGUUCAUAUCACAACAUCCGUGCGAACCACAUUAGGUGGUAUUCAUUGGAUGCACUCGAGGAUGUAUUCCGACGUUACGACAUGACAUGGCGUUCUAUCUUGAACUCUCGAGAGAACUUAGGGCGUGCAAUCCAGGACCUAACCUCAGGUUAUCCAAGAUCAAUCCCAUGGCCAAGCCCAGAUCUACGAAUGUCCAGUCUCUCCAAAACCCUGGUGUGGUUCAGCGAUGAUCGCUCAUUCAAGAGGGACAGUCUCUAUCUCCCGCCAGAAAUCGCAGAGAGUAUAUUCCAUCUCCAGCAAUGGAAUGUGUUUUGCUUCUUCGUCUAUGCCUUCAAGUUGGUGCCUUAUUAUGACAAUGACUUCCAGCUGCAUUUUUGCAUCGAUGCCCGGAGAACGCGUACUGGACGUAAUGUUCCUGUUGCGAUACAGGAGCGCAGACUCUUAGCGCUCAGGGAUCAGCUCAUGCAUGAAAAGUGGAAAUGGAAUCCACGUCACCUGAAUUCAGCAGGAUAUCACCAUGUGAGAUUCUACGGAGGAAGAGAUGAUGUGAUCAGUGAUGCUGUCAGGGCGGUUUGGGAGGCUGUUACACGGGGAUUGAAAGCUUGCGACGCAAGUCUGGAUCAGUUGGGACAAAUGCGGAUGUGGAUAUGAUUUUUCUUGGUUUUAUUUUGAUGCUUGAUUUUGUGAGAGUUCUUUUUUUUUGCAUUUGAUUAGAUAGAACAGUUGUGGCUCAAAUCGA